This is a messenger RNA of Australozyma saopauloensis, 2295 nucleotides long. RefSeq lists its product as uncharacterized. Gene Ontology annotation, biological process: mitochondrial translational elongation. Gene Ontology annotation, cellular component: mitochondrion. The coding region runs from base 1 to 2295 and encodes 764 amino acids. The record is from RefSeq and is a predicted model, not a curated record. Lineage: Eukaryota; Fungi; Ascomycota; Pichiomycetes; Serinales; Metschnikowiaceae. The transcript has a single exon. Gene Ontology annotation, molecular function: GTP binding; translation elongation factor activity; GTPase activity.
AUGUUCGGAAGAUACCUCCAACCGAGCGUCCGUGUGGCCACCGCAGCACGCACUGCCCGUGUAGCAGCCCUCCGCGGGUUCUGCUCGCUGCGUCCUGCUUUCAACGGCUCCUCAAACCUUCUUGAGACCGUUCCUACAACAUACGAGGAAGAAAAGGUGCACAUCGACGAAAUCAACGGCAACUUGCCCGAGCCGGAUCUCCAGACGGCGUCCAGAUUGCGUAACAUUGGUAUUUCCGCGCACAUCGACUCCGGAAAGACCACUUUCACCGAGAGAGUGCUAUAUUAUACGGGACGUAUUAAGGCCAUCCAUGAGGUCCGUGGAAGAGACUCUGUGGGCGCCAAGAUGGACCAUAUGGACUUGGAGAGAGAGAAGGGUAUCACCAUCCAGUCUGCUGCCACCUACUGCUCGUGGGAGAAGGAGAAGAAGGACUACCACUUCAACUUGAUUGAUACGCCAGGACACGUGGAUUUCACCAUCGAGGUGGAGCGUGCGUUGCGUGUUUUGGACGGUGCGGUUCUUGUGGUGUGUGCCGUCAGUGGUGUCCAGUCGCAAACCGUCACUGUGGACCGUCAAAUGAAGCGUUACAAUGUUCCUAGGGUGACUUUCAUCAACAAGAUGGACCGUAUGGGCUCCAACCCAUUCAGAGCCAUCGAGCAGAUCAACUCGAAAUUGAAGACCCCUGCCGCUGCCAUCCAGGUGCCUAUUGGCGCCGAGGAGAACUUGAAGGGUAUGGUGAACAUCAUUGACCGUGUGGCCGUCUACAACGAGGGUCCUCAGGGUGAAGAAUUGCGCAUUACUCCUGAGAUUCCUGCUGAGGUCGCCGACUUGGUUGAGGAAAAGCGCCAGCUCUUGAUUGAGACUUUGGCUGACGUCGACGAGGAAAUUGCCGACGUGUACUUGGAAGGUGAGGAGCCCUCUGUGGAACAGAUCAAGGCUGCCAUCAGAAGAGCCACUAUUGCUCGUAAGUUCACUCCGGUGUUGAUGGGUUCUGCUUUGGCCAACAAGGGUGUGCAAUCCGUGUUGGAUGCGGUUGUCGACUACUUGCCUCAACCAAAUGAGGUGUUGAACACUGGACUUGAGCUCGUUGAGAAGGAGGAGAAACCUGUCAAGUUGAUUCCAUCUUCUUCCGAGCCAUUCGUUGGUUUGGCUUUCAAGUUGGAGGAAGGUAAGUACGGUCAAUUGACCUACAUCCGUGUGUACCAAGGUAAGUUGAAAAAGGGAACGUUCAUGAACCAUGUCAAGACCGGUAAGAAGGUCAAGGUUGCCCGUUUGGUUAGAAUGCACUCCAACGAGAUGGAGGAUGUUGACGAGAUCGGAGCUGGUGAGAUUUGUGCCACGUUCGGUAUCGACUGUGCCUCCGGAGACACUUUCAUUGGCCACAAUGCCGUCAACGAGAUUACCAUGAGUUCCAUGUUUGUUCCAGACGCCGUUAUCUCGUUGUCUAUCGAGCCCAAGACCAAGGACAGUGGAAACUUCUCAAAGGCCAUGAACCGUUUCCAGAGAGAAGAUCCUACUUUCAGAGUCCGUUUCGACCCAGAGUCGAAGGAGACCGUUAUUUCUGGUAUGGGAGAAUUGCACUUGGAGAUUUACGUCGAGAGAAUCAAGAGAGAGUACGGUGUUGACUGUGUGACCGGUAAGCCACAAGUUGCCUACCGUGAGGCCAUCACCACCCCGACCGCAUUCGAUUACACCCACAAGAAACAGUCUGGAGGUGCCGGUCAAUUCGGUAGAGUCAUCGGUGACUUCAAGCCUAUCGAGGGUGACAACAAGUUUACACAACACAUUGUUGGAGGUAAGAUUUCCGAGAAGUACUUGUUUGCCUGUCAAAAGGGAUUCGAAGACUGCUUGGAGAAGGGUCCAUUGAUUGGACACCGCGUUUUGGGUGUCCACAUGCACAUCAACGAUGGUCAGUCGCAUAUGGUUGACUCUUCGGAGUUGGCGUUCCGUCUUGCCACGCAUGGUGCAUUCAGACAGGCGUUCUUGAACGCCAACCCAGUGAUUUUGGAGCCUAUCAUGGCCAUCGAGAUCACUGCUCCUAACGAGUUCCAGGGUAAUGUAGUUGCGCUCGUGAACAAGCUUGGUGGAUUGAUCAUGGACACCGAGAAUGGUGUGGAUGAGUUUACAGUGACCGCCGAAUGUUCUUUGAACUCGUUGUUUGGCUUUGCUACGUCAUUGAGAGCUUCCACUCAAGGUAAGGGAGAGUUCUCGAUGGAGUUCCUCAAGUACUCGCAGACCGCACCACACUUGCAGAAGCAAUUGAUUGAGGAGGCCGAGAAGAAGAAAAAGAAGUAA